AUGAGACUGGAGCCCAAGGAGAGUCAAGGAGCAAGGCAGGAAGAGCAGGGGGUGAGACUAGAGGAAUCUGAGAAGCCAGGAAGGGUCGGCGAGAGCUCAGCUGCGGGAAUGGCCCUAAGGAUGCCCUGGGCUGGCCAGGCCAAAGGAAUCCUCGGAGGCUGGAGGAUCAUCUGCUUGGUGCUGUCUCUGUUCCUGCAGCACCCAGGAGUUAACAGCAAGUGUUACUUCCAAGCUCAAGCCCCCUGCCACUACGAGGGGAGAUAUUUCACUCUGGGCGAAUCCUGGCUCCGCAAGGACUGCUUCCAUUGUACCUGUCUGCACCCUGUUGGCGUGGGCUGCUGUGACACGUCUCAGCAUCCCAUCGACUUCCCUGCUGGCUGUGAAGUGCGACAGGAGGCAGGAACCUGUCAGUUUUCCCUGGUGCAAAAAGCUGACCCUCGGCUGCCCUGCAAAGGGGGAGGACCCGACUUAGAAUGGGGCUCAGCUAACACCCCUGCUCCUGGGGCUCCCGCCCCCCACUCCAGCUAA
Apodemus sylvaticus (European woodmouse) is the source of this 528-nucleotide messenger RNA. RefSeq names its product microseminoprotein, prostate associated (gene Msmp). The transcript is spliced from 3 exons. NCBI's taxonomy places the organism in Eukaryota, Metazoa, Chordata, Mammalia, Rodentia, Muridae. The coding region runs from base 1 to 528 and encodes 175 amino acids. The record is from RefSeq and is a predicted model, not a curated record.